CAGAAAGGAGACACUCCCAUGGAUCUUAGCAGCAGAACGGUUGUGCAAGUGAUGGUGUUCGCUUUGGUAGCCCAAGUGACUGUCUCUCAGCACUGGUCGUAUGGGUGGCUACCAGGUGGAAAGAGAAGUGUUGGUGAGCUGGAAGCCACCAUCAGGAUGAUGGACACAGGAGGUGUAGUGGCUGUUCCUGAGGAGAUUAACUCCCAUAUCCCAGAAAGAUUGAGAUCGUAUGAUGUAAUAUCGAAGAGACCCAUACCCCAUGAAUGAAGAACUAAGAAAAUAAUGGAGACAACAUGAAACAUACAUUCAGCAUCAUUAUAAACAACAAUGAUGGAGCAUUCAAGUACACUUCUGUCUAUUGCC
This is a messenger RNA of Esox lucius (northern pike), 363 nucleotides long. It is a transcript of the gene gnrh3, whose product is annotated as gonadotropin-releasing hormone 3. Lineage: Eukaryota; Metazoa; Chordata; Actinopteri; Esociformes; Esocidae. Gene Ontology annotation, molecular function: hormone activity. The transcript is spliced from 4 exons. Gene Ontology annotation, biological process: multicellular organism development. The record is from RefSeq and is a predicted model, not a curated record. Gene Ontology annotation, cellular component: extracellular region. Bases 19 to 267 code for a protein of 82 amino acids.